Messenger RNA from Syngnathus typhle (broad-nosed pipefish), 840 nucleotides. Its product is annotated as zymogen granule membrane protein 16-like. NCBI's taxonomy places the organism in Eukaryota, Metazoa, Chordata, Actinopteri, Syngnathiformes, Syngnathidae. Bases 257 to 772 code for a protein of 171 amino acids. The transcript is spliced from 4 exons. The record is from RefSeq and is a predicted model, not a curated record.
CGAGUAGUUCAAAUAAAUAAUCGAGUCGCAAGCACCUCCUCCGUUUAUCUGAGCCUCGACAUCAACGUGAAGGAAGUACAAAAAGUAAAAAUAGUCAUUCGGAGUUUAAUCUGAUGGACUAAUGCUGGGACUUCCUGAUCGGGAAUACUUGUUUUAUCUGUAAGCUUGGUCAAAAUAUUGACUUAUGAAUUCCUGCUGAGACAAACAAACUCAAUCGUGCUCCAAUUUCUGGGAAAAUUAACAAACAAAUAACAGAAUGAUUUUUCUGAUCUUUAUUGCACUUCUCACCGGAACAACUUUGGCUAAUGACUGGUAUGACUCUCAGUACUACUCGUUCUCGCCUCAAGUGGGCUCAGGAAAAGGCCUCUCAUAUGCCAUCACCGGUAAGGGACGGAUUACGGGUGUCCGAGUGUGGGAGGCCAGCAACAGCUUCAUUUACGGCUUCCAGUUUCGCUACGGCCACACCUGGACGACCGUGGCGGGUCGCGAGUUGGGCCGAAAGCAGGAGAUAGAAUUGUUUGACGACGAGGCCAUCGUGGCCAUCUCGGGAAAAUAUGCACACAACAUUCAGUCUGUGGUGUUCACCACCAAUCUGGGCCGUUCGCUCUUCGCGGGCAGGCCAAUUGGGCACUCGUUCAACAUGUACCCGGAAAACGAGAACGCCGAAUUACGCUUUGUCAGCGGCCGGUUCCAAGGUGCCAUCUCCUCCAUGGGGACGCACUGGGCGCUUGUUACAGAACCAUAUGGAACAAAUGGAAAAUACUUGCAAUGAACCUAUUAUCUGAAUUGGACAUUUUAUAAAUAUCAAUAAAAUGUUAACCAAUUUGCACCAAAAUCAAA